Messenger RNA from Tigriopus californicus, 9811 nucleotides. RefSeq lists its product as uncharacterized. The coding region runs from base 274 to 8670 and encodes 2798 amino acids. The record is from RefSeq and is a predicted model, not a curated record. The transcript is spliced from 39 exons. Lineage: Eukaryota; Metazoa; Arthropoda; Copepoda; Harpacticoida; Harpacticidae.
AUCCAAAUUUCUGAGCAAUGCAUUAUUUACAAUGAAUAGUCAAAAGAAAAGAAUCAAUAGUCAUGGGGGAUUGGAGACCAGGUUACUCGACCUUUGUGCCAAGCAACAAUGCAUUUGGGACAGGGCUGUUGUCUCCUUGACACUCUAUUGGUUGCUUAGGAAACAAACGAAACUUGCUAUCUGCACUUUUUAGGGCAAAGAAAGAUAUUGAUCCUGAGAGCUUUUUUGGAACAGACUUGAAUGGACCUUUGAACAAGGUUCAAGGCUUCUAUUAUGUCCCGAAAAGGAUUCUACUACAUAGUUGGAAUAUGUCUGUUUAUGUGCUAUAGUUAUAUUCCUCUUGUUCACAGUGAGGCAGAAUCUACGACUUUGGAACCAAUCACAUCAAGAGCCACAUCGGUAAGUUCCAACACAACGGAAGAGCCCAUGCAAACCAGUUCGAACGUUGGUCAAAUCACGUCGAAUGGAUCAAAUGCAAACACCACGGAUCCUGGAACUGAUCCAAAAAACCAGGUGGAGAGCUCAACUGCAAACAAUGACUCCUCAACGGAGAUGGAAAAGGAAGGAACGACGGGUUCUUCAACCGGUCCAAGCUUAACCACACUCGGUGCUGAAACCUCAACGACCUUGGGGGUACCAGAAUCGUCAGAAGCACCAAUAACAAGUAUGACAGGGUCGGUCGUGAACCAAAGCACAAACUCGCUUGAGGAACAAACAGAGGGAACAACUAAUACUUCCUCAUCUUUGGAACCGAGCCAAACCACCCAAAGGGUUGAAAAUUCAGUUACAACAAUAGAAGCCUUCGAAAGCUCAAAUUCAACCUCAAUGAUAAGUGGAUCAUCAACCACAGAAAUGGCCCAACAAUCGCCUGUAGACACCACAGCCGAGGAAUCAAACAAUUCCAUCCCUCAAAGUACGACCUCAUCAAACAUGGAUCCAAACGAUGAUGUGGUGACCGGUUCCUCAUCAACAGUUGAAAGUGUUCAAAACUCAACGAUCCAGAGCACAGACGCUUCAGCAAUAACUUUAACGGAUCAAAGGCCACGAGCCAAUGAAACGCCCAAAAAUUCCUCAGUACUUGAAUCAGUCACGGAAACUAAUCCAGAACCUGGUCCCACGGGACAGAAUGAGAGCGUUGAUGAGGCGGUGCCUCCUGAUUAUUCUGAGGCAAUUCAAGCACUGCGAGAUCAACUUGGAGUCUCUUGUCCGUUGGGGUUUUAUCGCAUCGGGGGAGUAUGUUUCUUGAUCCACAAUGAAACCCUGACCUAUAAAGAGGCCUUCAACUUUUGUCAAGACAACCUCGGUCGUUUGGCCUCUCCUAACCACCAUCUAACGUGGUUGGCUCUUUUUGAAUCUUCGAAUUCAUCAGAAGAAUUUUGGACAGGUUUUAAGAUCAGUGAACAUCAAGAGGUGUACAAUGCCAAAGGCCAUCGGAUUGGACACUUCCCCAAAGCCGCCAUGAUUUUCAAAUCAAACAGCAGUCAAUCAAAAAUUGUUGGUCUCAAAAAUCAACUUAAUCCGGUUAUAUUUCGAGACAAAGCAUUUGAACUAGGAGAUCCAAAAAACAGUGCUGGGGUUAUUUGUCAACAAACGGAAUUGAGAUGCAGUCCAAACUUCACCUUGGUGGAUGGUACAUGCAUGCAGAUUGUGAGCGGAGAUUCAGUUUCUGCAGCUGAAUCAUCUUGCUCUGAUCAAACCAAUGGUGAUGGACAAAUUAUUGUCAACUCUCAUGAAGUCCAAUUGCACUUAGUGUCCGAAGUUCUAAAUGAAUCUGCAGCGCUUGUAAACGGCAUGCUGGAACUUCAACAGGCUCUGUGCUCGGCACCUGGGCAAUUAUACAAAGGAAGAUGCAUCACAAUCUCGGAGUCAAUUGGAAAGCCCGACAACAGUGCUUGUGCUACAAAUUCCACCGAUCUCGAUUCGCUGCAUUUAUCCUAUGCAAAGCAUGUGGCAAUACGAGAUCAGUUAACCGAGACAUUUGUUUGGAUGCCAUCUGAGAGUGAUUUGGGAAGUUGUUCGGCAACAAGGAUACGUGUUUUGCCUGCAAACGAGACGGAAUCAGAAAUGGUCCAAUUUGAGAGGGAAGCAUGUAAUAGGCAAACGUUUCAAGUCGUAUGCUCAGACCCAAUUCAAGUUGGAUCUAGUGCCGAAGAUCCGUCAUUUACGGACCAAAAAUCGAUUUGCACACAUUCACCGCAUUUUGGCGACAUUUCAUGUGAUUUCGAGUCUCCUCUAUGGAAUGAGGGUUAUUGCUUGUGGAACAUUGAACCUGCUAAAUUCCAAUGGAAGACUGAGCCUGCUCCGGAAGAAGUAGUUCCCACAGUGAACCACUUCGUUCGAGUUCAAGGCCCUGGAUUAGUGGUUCUAGAAUCAGGGACCAUUUUUGAAUGUUCCCGGGUCCGGUCAAGUUCAUUUGGGAUGCUUUUAAGAUCAGAGGGUUUAUUGCAAGCCUCGGUUCGGUUUGAGAAGUUACUAUGGAAUGGUCUUUUGGAUGGGAUGGGCCAAGUCCAUGAUUUGGGAACGGUCAGCCGAUCUGAAUGGACAUAUUUAGAAGUGAAUCUGACGGGAGAUUCAAUGUGUGGGAGCUCUUCGAACUUAUUGUUCCAGGUAUCCAUCGAAUUUAGUAUAGAAGGUGAUGGCUUUGUGGAACUGGACGAUUUGGGACCCUGCCAUUUCUAUGAUUAUUAUGAUCCAUCCACCAAAACUUGCUUCUUUCGAUCCAACCAGAGCGGUCCCAAAGAUGAUGGAACUUGCUCAGAUCUCCGUCGAAUGGGUCAAAUUUCGGCUAUGAACCCAGAUGAUGGUCUCACUUUGGCGAUUAAAAGCAUGUAUCCAAACGAAUCCCGCUGGGAUCACAUCAAUGUCGCCAACUCUAUUGGAGAAAGGCUCUUUCAUGUCGACGGUGCAAAGACAACGGAUUCAAUGGCAAUCAUUAACUCCACUUCAGGAGGUUGUGGGAGCUAUCAAAUCAAGAACUCCUCUGAGAGUCACUUGGCCACCGAUUGCGGUUCUAUGGACGUCCAUUCCUACUGUCAGUAUCCGUCAGCGAUCCAGUCCACAAAAAGGUUGUUGGGUUGUUGGGGGAACAUUGGAAACCAUUCUCAACCCAAUACUGUUGUUGAAGAUCCAUUUAUGAGUAUUCAAAUGUGCUCCACCAUUUGCAAAGGCCAAGGAUCUCCCAUAGGUCUGGUUCAAGGUUGGAGAUGCCAAUGUUCCAAUGGAUCUAUGGCACAUAUGCAGAGGUUAACCGGAAAUCGAUGUACCCGCCCGUGUCCAGGAGAGCCGUAUCAAACCUGUGGGGGAUUUGAUGAAGAGUCGAAAGUUCCAUAUUUCACGGCCAUCAAUAUUAAUGCCAAUGGGUUUGCUAGUCCAUCCACAUGUUUGGAUCACUUCAAGUUAGGGUUACUCCCGACCAAUGGUUGUCAUAACGUGAUUAAUAGUGAACAAGAGAAUUUGGAGUGUUGCUAUUCAAAGGUGGAUCCAGAUCAAACUAAGGUAUGCAAAGAUGGAUUCUUGGGCCUCGGCGACUCUUGCUUUAAGUUGAUUUCAGGAUCAGACUUAAGAGCGAAAAGUGUUUUUGACAUCAACGCUUUUUGCCAAAGCCAAGAAGCACAUCUGGUGCAGGAAUUGAAUGGCGGGAAUUUGACCUCUCUGAUGUCUAUUUUCAAAUAUCAUCCAUUGUUUCGUCCCACUGAAAAGAAUCAAGACUUGACUUUUCGAACAGGAGCCUUCAUUGUUUUUUUUCAUGACAAACUGACGGGGAAUGGUCUUCACUCCACGGGAAAUCCAAGUUCAAAGAUACCGGCUAACCCAAAAGGAGCAAUGAAUGGCUCUUGCUACGAAUUCGUCUUUAAUGGUUCCAUCGAGAUUCACCGUAGCUCUUGCUUUGAUUUGAGCGGUAGACGGGCCUAUUUGUGUCAAGCUGCCAAGGCACCAACUUUCAAGAUAGCCAAGCUCAACGAAAGCUCACCGUUCUCGCAAAUGGCGGACAUCUUGUAUGAUCACCCAAUGAUGUCUCAAACCGCUUGUUCAGCCUUUUGUUUUGGAAAAGGAACCAAAACCACCGCUUUAGUGGGUCACUCGUGCUAUUGCUUGAAAGAUGAUGUGGACAAGUUGCAAUUGAGUACCAAUGAGAGUACUGAACCUAAACUGUUACCUUGCCCGGGCAAUCCCAUUCAAUUUUGCGGUUUUGAAGAGGCCGACAAAUGGGCCUUAGUUGUUGACAGCCGAGAUGAAGGGGUGCUCGACCUUGGGUUUAAAAGUUGCGAUGAACUCAAAGCUGCCAAUGUCUUCAUGGACGCUAAAUUUAAAAUCAAUGGGAAGAUGGAACACUGCAACAAUUGGAAGGGACCGUGCAGCAAUGAGGAGUAUUUGUAUGGGAAACAAUGUAUCAUGAUUCCUGAAUUGUUCAAAAAAUUUGAUGACGCUGAAAAGGCUUGUUCCAAUGGGCAGGAAAUGUUGCAAGAUCCUACUAUAGGAUUUUGGGCUGAGAUAAUGGGCUUGGGAAGCAAAAGUGCGUUCUGGGGUGGCAAAAAUGAGAGUGAUUGCUUUGUUAGCGAUGGAUCCUUUGAGGACUGCGAAACCAAGAAGAAAUUCAUAUGCGCACGGCCAAUCUGUCCCAAGCCUCAAAGUCUCAUUGCCGGGAUGUGCUUGACCAUUGAAGGCGCGGAAAGUCCCUGCCAACCUGGGACAGGGGUGAACGACUUGCCUGGGGUGGCACCGGAUCAAAUGAAAGCAUUAAAAAUAGUGGCCACCCAAUCUAAUUCGGAAACCACCAAUCCCGUUUGCUUUAAAGAGUUACCAUGUCCCAUUGGUUCUCAUAUGUUGUCUGGGGGCAAGAGUUGUUUGAUAGCACUUCCAAAACCAACGCCGCCAAAGAACCCAAAAGAAGUGUGCAAAGACAAUGGAGCACAUUUGCCAAUGCCACUGACAUCCACCAACCGAUCUGAUUUGGCCGAAGCAGUCAAAACCAUUCUGGCCAGGAAAGAUGAAAACUUUAAUCUCACGGGCUUUAAAAUUGAGAUUGGUCUCCGUGGAAGCGUGCACCAUCCUUUUUCUGUACUAUCUGACGGUACUUACGCUACCGAAGGAUUCAACGCUACAACACCCACAUACCCUGGUUUUGCAUACCAGUUUUCCAUCGACAAUCCGGAUAGCUUCAUUUCAAUUGUUGAAGACGACAGAGAGCCGACAGAACAGGAUUACAAUAUCUGCGUCCAGGAGAUGUCAAAGAAGGGCAUGUGCUUUACAAAGAGUUCCCUUGAAAGCGACCUUCAACACUCGGUUGUGAUCAAGGACAGCUCGGCUUAUGAAUGCUCCAUCUACUGUUUGAACCACGACAUGAAAUAUGGAGCUAUUAUGAGCCAAGAUGAAGAGGAAAAAACUAGCACAUGCGCUUGUUUGGGUGCUGAUGUAUCCUUGGCGGAAAAGGAAGUAGCCACCACGUGCACCAGCAAAUGUGGCCUUCAAACCUGUGGACGAGAGGACUCUAUGGCCAUCUACUCCACUACGGAUUUGGAUGUCGUGUAUGAAACUUGCGAAAUGGCCAUGAUUUCUUCUCCGAUCUUGAGGGAUCUGGACACGAUCCUGUUGAAGUCUCCGAAAACGGGCAUAGUAACCAAAGUCAACUGCCCCUUUGAAAGCAAAGAGGUUUGCCAACAGCCUCUUUUAUCGACCUUGGAUCAUUCAGUCGAUUCGUUAUUCUUCAAUGGCGAGAAACAGAGCAGCGCCAAGUAUCUUAGCCAGGUUUUCACCGAACCUGGAUUCGUCACGCCCAAAAACCUGACCUUGAAAGUAAUAUUUGGCGUGAAGAAAACUCUGAGACACUUGACGACAGCAUGGGAAGUUUUGGGCAUGCGCUUUGGUGACUCCGAGGAGGAAAUCACCAACGACGUGUUGUCAAUUGAUGGCAUCAAAUGGACCUUUGAACCAGAGCAAAGUGGCAUGGCAGAACAAAUACCUUUACCCAAAACGUUGAUGGCAAACGCGGUUGAAAUUGAUCUUCACCGAAGAAACGUGUCCCAAUUCAAUCCAUUCUUUGAGAUACGUGGAUGCGAUUUCGCUGAAGCCAAAUCUACUCCAGCACCAACUCCCAAUGAUCUACGACGAAAGAAGCGGAAUGCAAGAGACCCAGGGGUUGAAGUUAGGUCGGGUGGAAGAUUAUACUCGUUCAAGCAAAUGGACGAUGAUUCCCAAAACUACAUGAGUGCGCAAUCUCUUUGUGGCGAUGCCAAGUUGGUCACCAUCAAUUCAAAGGUCAAAGCCUUGGAAAUAGCACGGGCCUUGCAGGAAGAUACUGAGAGCUUAGGAAGUUAUGUCAUCGGUCUAAAGAAGUUGAACAAGAUAUGGACCCAUUCUAAUGGACAACAAUUGAGCAACUAUCAAAACUGGGCCAAUGCAUUUAAUCAAACGAUUCUUAAUGAAGAUGAAGAGCCACAAGUCGACAAGGAGUGUGCUAAAGUCAUGACCGAUCAAUUAACCAGCCAAUCCAACCCUCUUCCUUGGAUUGCAACCGAUUGUGAGGCUCUUGAGGUCGAAGGGGCUCUUUGUGAAAUUUCAGAUCCCAAUACACAAUUUCCAGAGCUGGAAAAACUAGAAUGCUUGUUGAAGGACAAUACAGACUCCUGGUUCAAGAUGUCCAAUUCCACCACCAAUGCUUCUGACUGCAUGUCCGCUUGCAUUGCUGAUGAAGUCCAUUGGCAAUGGUCUAUUUUCGAACCAGAGGGUUGUUCCUGCCUUAAGUUCAUUGAAAACGGGUUUCUGCCCAAAGCUCAAUGUCUCAAUGCUAAUAACCAGAUACCAGUGGUAACAGCUUAUCGUUUGUGGAAGCUGGGAUGCUCACGACUCCCUGACCUACAACAUAAGAAUCUCUUACUUACUUACCAUCAUCAGUACUAUCUCAAUACCACCCAUGCGGUUUACGAAUGCAAGGCUGGUUACACUCCGGACCCAUCAACACCAACAACCAAUCUAAAUUUAACAUGCCAGAAUGACUUUCAAUGGAGCUUGGAUCCCAAUGAAACAUUACCUGCUUGUGUUCCGAUCACGUGUCCUCCUCCUUUGGAACCAACGUUUGCCAAGGGGUGGAAUAUGAGCCAUCGGCUUCAUUACGGCCAAAACCAGUCCGUGAUAUCAACAUCCUUCCAAGCAUUCUGUCCAAAGGGCCUCAAGUUUGAAAACAAUGAAACACAAUUCGAAACAAAAUGCACAGGACAAGAUACAUGGACCGUGAGUUCAACGCUUGGUUGUCGAACCCCGGAAAAUGUGACGGUUUCCAAUAUGACCAGAUUUCAAUGUUCAUCACUUCCCUGGGAAAAUUUGAAUUGCUCAGUCCCUGAUUGCACUCAGGAUAUCUGGGAUGAGUUGGAUGUUACCAAUGCCGAAGCAGAGGUUUUGGACAAGUUCUUGGUUGCCAAAACCCCUGGAUCUAGCGGUGUGGUCAGAUGUUCCAAUUCAAGUGCAACUUUUCGAAGCAUCACGAAUACAUCCUUUUCUCUCGGCAACAUCACUGCCACUUGCAUCUACGAAUCCAAUGCCACCAGCAAAUGGUCUUACUUCGAUGAAGGCGUCAAGCGAACAUCACUCCCUAAAUGUGAUUUCUAUUGUCCAAGUGAGCCACAAUCGCCUGGAACUCACAUGACGAGAGAUUGGAACGGCAAUCGUUGGGCCGACGGAAAUGUCACCUAUAAAUGUGACGAAGGACUCUCAUUCAAUCAUAAGGGUGCAAAUUCAUCAGAUGUUCAAAUUGUGGCCAAUUGUCGACCCAAUCCUGAUGGAACUGCCAAUCAAUGGGCAUUGUCCCUUGAAGGGACCACGUUACCAACAAUGCCCCAAUGUGUGGCCAAGUGUGACAUGGAACCACCGUUGGACGAGGCCUUGUUCAUACGAACUUGGAACAUGAACCAAACAGUUGGUGCCAAAGCCCAAUACACCUGCAUAGAUCCCGACCAAAACAGCUUCUUUUCCAGCAUAUAUUAUCCAAUUAUUGAGAUGACGUGCAAGCAAUAUCCGGGAGAAAGUAAAGGCGAGUGGGUUUGGAACAACAUGGGAACAGAUCGAACGGAGAUGCCAAGCUGUCAGCCAAGCUCAAGCUGUCAACCCCUUCAGGAUUUCUUUGACGAUGAGAUCACGUUUGAUCUCAAUUUAGACUUCAUUGUCCGAAAACGCGAGUCCUUCAUCAACGUGGAAGGACAUAAUGCUGGUCAUAAAUCAGGGCCGGGUGCUAAAAUCAAAGCCAAAUGCCAAUUCGAACCUGAAUUGUUAGUAGACUCCGAGGGCGCAGCUCAUGAGGAAAUGGAACUUCAGUGCCAGGAUUUGGGUAAUCAAACCUCUAAGUGGAUCUGGUUGGAUCCCAGAACUGGGGAGCAAAGAAUGGAUUCGUUUGAUUGCAAAGCCCGAUGUAAACUAGAAUCCCCUUCAAAGGCUGGCUUCUUGAAGACAACCAACGAGAGAUGGGUGGGAAGUAAGACGAUAUAUUCUUGCGAGGACCCUGCAUUGUUGAUAAAAAAAAAUGCUACUCACGGAUUUGAUACGGUUGCCAUUGAGUGUGUUUCUAGCUCUCGUUUUGAACCUUGGUGGAUCAACUUGGAAAAACUAACCGAAUGUCAAUCCUCUUUAGGUAAACAGGGUAUUUCAUUACUUGAGAUUUAUUCACGAGAUACGAUUUCUUGAUCUGCUUGCUUGUGUGUGAUGGGCAUUGGAGAGGGUUAAUAGCAAUUAAAUACCAAUUCGCUCUCUUCGGUCAUAUCAAUGGCUAAAAUCGGAGUCCAAUGAAUAACAUGAGCUUUGGACGAAUAGGCUUAGUAUAUUGAAUAUAAAAAGGUGAAAAAAUGCGAUCAAUUAACCACCACCACAGGACAAGUUCCAUGAGACGAAAUAAAGCCAUGCAAUAAUAGAGGCGACAAAUAGGAAAAAGAGCAAGUUCUAAUUAUACAUCAGCUGAUAAGAAAUAUUUGACGUAUAACUAAAUCUCAGAAAUAUUUUUAAAACCGGAUGAAAUAUUUUUCGACGUAAAAAUAACAGAAGAAAACACAUUUUCAACCAUUUUUAUGCCAUUCAUGCUGAUUUCGUUCGCUUGUCCCAAAGUUUUGCUUAAAUUGGAGUGGGCCAGGUCGACGUGGUUAAAGAUAGCAUGUAAGAAAAAAUGCGAAAUAAGAUUGAACCAAGCAUAUUUUUACCUUAAUAUUGCACCAAUAUUCAAAACGAAAGAAGUUUUUGCUUUAUACAAGGUCCUAAAGCGAUUUCAAAAUCAAAUGUCUAACGUGACAAUUUUCGCGGCCUUUAUAUUCAGCUUAAAAUAUGUUUCUUCAGUUUCGGUAAAACGUUUGGAAAUCCAUUUUAAGCCAGUAUUUAAGUAGUGUUUUCAAGACAAAACCAAGAUUCCCUAGUAGGGCUUUAACGAACAUGACGACGAAUGAAAUUAGAAUUUAGCGAAUGGAAGUAAAUAAGAAACCCAGUAAUUGUGUUUGUCUAAAGUUCCUGUCAUUGCAUAAGAUUCUUCUGAAGACGAUGAAUAGAAGACUGGAAAAAUCUACAAAACUCAGGUUCUUCCAGACAAUGUCAACCAUUUUUGAUCAGGCCAGGGCUUUCCUGAGGUUAGUAUUCGCUUGGGUUCUUUGAAAGGACAAGUCACUGAAAACUUUCCUGAGAUAUUUACCAUGGGAAAACAAAUUGAAUGGCUUGCUUUUACAAUGUCAUGCAUAGUUAUGGGCGGGUGUCUCUGUUCGAAUUCAUGGGUGUCACAAAAUGUAUCACUUUUCAUUGUCAUUCACGCGCCAUGUUAAAAACAAAACUCGAAAUAAAGGCAUUUAGC